Molecule: messenger RNA, 1170 nt
Organism: Triticum turgidum subsp. durum (durum wheat)
Lineage: Eukaryota; Viridiplantae; Streptophyta; Magnoliopsida; Poales; Poaceae
Source: the annotation of a GenBank genome assembly
AUGCUGGCCUGCAUCGCGUGCGUCAACAAGGAAGAAGGCGGCGGCCGGGAGAGGGAGCGGGACGGCGCCGGCGGCGACAGAGACGGAGACACGCCGACAUGCAGGGACCCCGUCAAGUCGCUCACCUCCCAGCUCAAGGACAUGGUGCUGAAGCUGUCGGGCACGCAGAGGCAGGGGGUGCCGAAGCGGGGCGGCUCGCCGCCGCCGAGGGGCCGGACCACGUCCCUGUACCGCAGCGGCUACUACCGCCCGGGCGUGGUGCAGGACGACAUGGCGGUGCCGCCGGCCACGUACCUGGGCCACGGCGCCGGGGGUGGCGGCACGGCGGCGUCGAGCGCGAGCUCCACGCCGGCGUGGGAGCGGCCGCCCAACGGGGGCGGGGGCCAGGGCGGCGAGGCGGCGGUGCGGGAGUGGGUGGCGCAGGUGGAGCCCGGGGUGCAGAUCACGUUCGUGUCGCUGGCGGGCGGCGCCGGCAACGACCUGAAGCGCAUCCGGUUCAGCCGGGAGAUGUACGACAAGUGGCAGGCGCAGCGGUGGUGGGGCGACAACAACGAGCGCAUCAUGGAGCUCUACAACGUCCGCCGCUUCACCCGCCACGUGCUCCCCGACCCGCCCCGCGGCGACGACGACGCCGAGAGGGAGUCGUUCUACUCGCAGUCGCAGGUGGGCUCGACGAUGGGCAGCCCCGCGGCGACGCCCUCGCCGGCGCCGGAGAGCAUCGCCUGGGGCGCGGCCUUCGCCCGCCCGCAGCCCUCCGCCGCGGCCGGCGCCGGCCCAGGCGGGCCCGGCGGCGCGGCGCGGCAGCACAGCUUCCGCGGUCCGCUGUCCCCGCCGCCGCCGUCGUCGUCCAACCCGUCGGAGCGCGCCUGGCAGCAGCAGCAGCAACACCAGCAGCGCCAGAACGGUGGCCCGGAGCCUGACGCCGUGGAGCCGGCGCGGACGACCACCUCGUCCAUGCCGGACGACGUGUCCAUGAGCAACGCCAGCGAGCUGGAGGUGACGGAGUGGGUGAUCCAGGACGAGCCCGGCGUGUACAUCACCGUCCGCGAGCUCGCCGACGGCGCCCGCGAGCUCCGCCGCGUCCGCUUCAGCCGUGAGAAGUUUGCGGAGCUGAACGCCAAGCUGUGGUGGGAGGAGAACAAGGAGAGGAUACACGCGCAGUACCUCUGA